UGUGUUCCUGUGUGUUUUCAGGCUGCUAUGGACUUCUGUAUGAACAUGAACACAAAGUCUAAUCGCAGGAAGCUGGUUCGAGCUCUUUUCACGGUGCCCAGACAGAGACUGGAUCUGUUGCCGUUCUACGCUCGUCUGGUGGCCACUCUGCAUCCAUGUAUGUCUGACGUAGCUGAAGACCUUUGCUCGAUGCUCAAAGGAGAUUUCAGAUUUCAUAUCAGAAAGAAGGACCAAAUCAACAUUGAGACCAAGAAUAAGACGGUGAGGUUCAUCGGGGAGUUGGCCAAGUUCAAGAUGUUUUCCAAAACGGACACACUGCACUGCCUCAAGGUGAGCUGAUGACGCCUACAGUGUAGACUA
Messenger RNA from Puntigrus tetrazona (Sumatra barb), 360 nucleotides. RefSeq names its product regulator of nonsense transcripts 2-like. Gene Ontology annotation, biological process: nuclear-transcribed mRNA catabolic process, nonsense-mediated decay. Gene Ontology annotation, cellular component: exon-exon junction complex; cytoplasm. The record is from RefSeq and is a predicted model, not a curated record. The coding region runs from base 28 to 339 and encodes 103 amino acids. The transcript is spliced from 3 exons. NCBI's taxonomy places the organism in Eukaryota, Metazoa, Chordata, Actinopteri, Cypriniformes, Cyprinidae. Gene Ontology annotation, molecular function: RNA binding; protein binding.